Schistosoma intercalatum is the source of this 1909-nucleotide messenger RNA. NCBI's taxonomy places the organism in Eukaryota, Metazoa, Platyhelminthes, Trematoda, Strigeidida, Schistosomatidae. The record is from the annotation of a GenBank genome assembly.
AUUGGUUUGGAAUCGGGGUUUUCCAACUCCUCUAGGUGAACCCUCCGUGUACACCCAAAGCGCUGAACAUUCGCUUUUCGUCCUCUCAGUUUCGUAAACAACACCCUUGUUGCUGCGAAAAGGCAAUGAGUAGGACUUCCAUGGCAAUGGCUGUAUACGUGUGGCCAUGUGAGAGCAUUUCAAGAGUGAGAGUGGACCCUUCCCACCCUCGGUCGUAUCUGGGCAUUCGGGGGCCAUGUCCCUGUACCUAUUAGAAUAAGACUACUCCGGUUUUAUUAUUUCUAAUUUUAAUCCUUCACUUAUACGGGUAUCACUUUUUCAUCCCUUUCUUUUGCCUCACAUUAAUUUAAUAAAAAAUAUUUACUCAUCACAAUGGUUUUUCCUAGUGCAUGCAGUCACCAUAGCUACGUAAUUCUGUAUGAUAAUUCGAAAAAUAUCUUAAUAAAAGAAGCAUUUGGAUAUACUGUAUUCUGAGUAUAUUGUUCUGAGUUAAGAGGGGGAUGACUGAUAGAUUUAAGAUAAACCGUCCUUUAGUUUUUGUCUUCUCGUUCUUUACAAAUAUAACUACAAAAUAUCCAAGCUUAGCUCGUCCGCCAAGUUAUUCUUUAUUAUAUCCUUUAGAUAUCUCUAUUAAUGACGGGAGUUCGGAGAGUCGCAAUAACUGGUUUGGGGGUCUGUACACCUUUGGGUUUCAGUGUAUCAGAAUUAUGGGCGAAUCUUUUGAAAGGCUCUUGUGGAAUAUCAAAAACGCUUGAUGAAUUUUCUUUUUUGCCUAGUCAGGUUUUUGGGAGCAUCGAUAAUCAAAAAUUGGAAGAACAAAAGUCUUUUGUAGAGUCUGAAGUCUAUAAGUCAUGUGGCUUGGAUAUUUCUAAUGACUGGAGAUCUGUGUCACGUGCUAGUGCUCUAGGUAUUAUUGCAACUUAUGAAGCUUUCAAACAAGUGAAGUGGAAAGCAAACUCAGGUUAUCGAGCAGGUGUUUGCUUUGGAGUGGGGUUGGACGGUCCAAAUGAAGUUAUGAAUACAUCAUCAGGAAUUUUAGCCAAGAAAUACUCUAUUAUUGGGCCUCAUGCUUUAACAAGAACACUCGGUAAUAUCCCAGCUGCCAUAAUAAGUCGAAUUUGGGGACUACGAGGACCAUGUAUGACAGUCAACACCGCAUGCGCUGCUGGCCUACAUUGCAUUGGCGAAGGCUUCCGUAUGAUUCAGAAUAACGAAGCUGAUCUGGUUGUUACUGGUGCAUGUGAAUCUCCUUUGAAUGCCUGGAUAAUCGCUGCUUUUUGUCGACUACGUGCAUUAUGUACACAAUUUAAUGAUAAUCCUGAGAAAGCCUCCCGUCCAUUUGAUUCCUUGCGAAAAGGAUUUGUGUUAUCUGAAGGUGCAGCUACAGUUGUAUUACAGGCAUGGCCUCCUCCAGACAGUUUCUUAAUGGAAUCAUUUAUGAAAACACCAAAACCGAUAGCUGAAGUUAUUGGUUUUGGAAGAUCUGGAGAUGCACAUCAUUUGGUUGCACCUGAUACAACAGGAAAUGGAGUACUUCGAAGUAUGCUAAAUGCCUUCAAAGACUCAAAACUUAAACAUUUCAAUCAAAUUGGACACAUAAAUUGUCAUGCAACAUCCACCCCUGUUGGUGAUUUAACAGAGCUGAGCGCUAUUGCACAAAUGUUUGGUGAAUAUUUUAAUCCUCAAUACCAUACACCUGUUGUAAUCAAUUCAAUUAAAGGUCACCUUGGUCACUGUUUGGCAGCAGCCGGUGCCAUAGAAACCGUGUACGCUGCUUUAUCUGUUAGUCAGAAUCAAAUUUGUGGAAACCUCAACCUGCAUAAUCCUAUCUCAAUUUCUGAGUUGUUGGAGGUUUUAAAAUCUAAUUCCAGUUCUUCAACUAGUAUAUCUUCUAACGAAAAGUGUAUAG